UAAUCAUCGUCUGUGAGCCGCUCGCGCGCGCGCGCCGUGAAUCAUCGAUCGAGACUCUCUAUUAUGCGCGACUGCCUCGAUUGUAAUCAAUUUUUCCACGUAAAUAAUCAUAAUAAUAUCAAAAAUCCUAUGUAACACGCACACACGCUCGCGGCGAGAUUAUGUGUGCUGCUGCUGCCAGUGCUGCCUCGAGUCUGUAUGGGACUCCUACUACUAUAAUGACUCUUCUGCAAAUGCCGAGCUGAACGGUGACUGGCAUGUGUAUCAUUACAGUGUGUGUGCUCGCACAGUCGAUAUAUAAUAGUGAAAUAAUGUGCUCGUGAAGUCGACCCUGCCUACCACCAGUUCGCAAAAUAUUCUGGCGCACCUAUAAAAUUCUACUGGUGUAAAUGUGUACUGUCCAGAAGAUUGUUUACCAAUAUGAGUGUUGAGACAGUGAAAAGCAGCUGACUGUCAUGCGUGGUUAAAUCAUUUCAGUGCAGACCCAGUCAAACAUGACCUGAGCCAAGUGACAUAAUCAUGUUGCUUGGGUGAUUUUUUCAUCAUCGUUGAGAUCAAAGAUCAUGGUACAUCCACUGUUAGUACAAGAUGCCUGGGCUUACUGGGUUAUCUCUGCAGGAGCUCUGGUCUCAUUUGUUGGACUUGUUGUUGCAUGCAUAUGUAGCUGCAGGCGCAAUGAUAACAAGAGCGAGUUCCUGGGCCUAGCUGGUAUGGUAACUAUAACUCAUCCAGAUGGCGAUGGAUUUGGUAGAAUCACCCCAGUGACAGAAACAUUACAGAUUACACCGCUGGAUACAGUGGAUGGGUGUGGAAAAAGGAGCAGCACAGCAAACAGAAGUUUGCCUGACAUUCCAAAAGAUAAGGUUACAGAAACUGAUGCAGAGUUGGGCAGAAGUGCUCGCUUUUAUGAUGUUUCUGAAAACAUAGGCAGUGAUCCCUUGGAUUUAUACGCAACAGUAAAUGAAAAACAUGGUGAAAGAGCUGAUAAACGCAACAAACAAAGUAUUUCACAACAAAGCUCCCAAGAUGAAACAGCGAGUUUGUAUGCCAGACUUCAAACUCCACCAACCAGCAGCGGGGAUGAGCACCCCUAUGCUAAAGUUCAAAAUGUUUCUAAGACUGAAAAUUCAAACAGAAAUAGUAAUCAUGUAGUAGAUCUAUCACAGCCCUCUACUUCGUCCGGUCUACCAGUUGCACCACCACGUAGUCGGCGAUCUUCGUCUCACAAUUCUUUGCUUGAUCAGCAGCAACAACAAAUAUUAUCCCAAGCGCAGCCCUCGCAAGAUAUACAAGCUGCAAGCGCCAUAACAGGGGGUGUACAGGCUAAUCAAGAUUUACCUUACAUGACACCGCCUAUCAUUAUGCCACCAUUACCAAACAUUCCUCAACCUGCCGAUGCCAUUGGACCACCUCAACAACAUUUUAGCGGAGAUUCUGCAGAUUCAAAGGGUUACACUAGUAUAAGCGUGAGAGAGCCAUUAGCAAACUUAAUUGCACAAACAAAAAAUGCCCUACAACAAAGACGCAGUGAAGGUAGACCUACCGAUCCGCAUUACGCUACAGUUUCUGAUGAUUCUGAUGAGAUGUAUGCCGCAAUCGAUGAACAGGAAAAAAUAUAUACUAGUGAGAGUGAAACCUACGCUCAAAUACAGCCGGUGCCGGUGGUCGUGACCGUCGAGAUCAAUCGACCCUCGUCCGGAGAACCAUCAGCGCCCGCACGACCCGGCGAAAUUCAACCAUACGCGCAAGUACAAGCACCUCAACCACCGAGCGUCGACAGUCUCAGACACGUAGCUCACGUGCACUCACGACAAGCUUCGUCGUCGAGUGUCUCGAGUUCGAUAGCACCUCCAAGUUCACCAAAACCAGAAAAACGUCAGGCAAAUUCACCAUUACCACCGCCUCCUGAUAAAAUCACAGAUGUUUACGCUAUAAUUGACAAACGCAAUAAAACGGAUAGAGCAGCAGCAUCAUCCUCAUCACCUGUGACACCAGGAAAGUCCUUAGAAGACAUGUAUGCCAAAGUCAUGAAGAAAAAAGGUAGCGGCAACGAAGAAGAAGGUAGCCCAAUUAACUAUUCAGUGGAGCCUGCACAUUCAGCCAGUGGCGUAACGUCCAAGGCGCGCCGAAAACUGAGUUUAAUCGAACCGAACCGUGCAUCUUGGUCGAGUCACGAGUCUGGCGAAGUAUUCAAGCGGGAGCAGCCCAGUGCAGUUAAAAAUGUCGAAGAUGCAGAAUUCGACGACGGUUACGAAGCUGUUAUGGCUAGUGGUAAAAAUAAAAGACUGAGCGCACCCGUGGUCGAUGCGAAUUACGAAACAAUCAGGCCGGUGCAUCAUCCGUGCAAUAUGCCAAGUACUAGUUCCAGAAAUGGCGUUGACAGCAGCAUGCCGAUUUACUCCAUGCCUUUCAAGCAUCGACAAAUAAGCAAUGCGAGCAGCGAGGACCCUGGUUAUGAGCGUGUCCGCCUACGUCGAAGAACGACGACCGACGACGAAGCAGAUGACGAGACCUACGACUCGGAGCCGAAUUACGAAAGUAUGCCCCACGAGCCGAAUUACGCGUCGGUCAGUGGCAGACCUAGCGAUUACGAGCCCAACUAUGAGAGCGUCAGCAACGGUGAUCCGAACUAUGAGAGCGUCAAGUAUACGAACACCAGAGCCGAACCGAGCCAAGAGCCGCCUUACGAGCGACUCGAGCCAAAUUACGAAAGAAUCAGGAAAGUCAAUAACAAUGGUAGCGCCGAUACAGACGACGAGCAGUACGUACAAGUCUAGCCAAGGCUGAAAAGUCUCAAAUUGCGUCCAGACAAGUUUGGCUCGUUGCGCAUUGGGGCUACUGCAGCGAAAAUACUCAUGCGAAAAAGGGAUAGUGCCUGAUGUGUGCAAAUUUUACUCUUUUAAUUGUAAAUAUGAAUUUUUUAAUAUUUAACAUUGGAAUUGAUUCGUCUAAUGUGCAUGGCUUUAUUGGAAUUCAUCACUGCUCGCACGAAUUAAUAAAUGUGGUCGGUAUACGAGAUGUGGAAUUCAAAGUGAAAGCUGAGCUUUCAAAAAAUAUUUUACGUAGACGAACUUACUAAUUUUUAGUAUUUCAAAACCAUUAGUUAAGAUUGUAUCGACUGUAACUAGACUGUAUUAUAGCAUAGACUUAAUCGAUUAUUUUUUAAUACUAAGGCAUGUAAAUGCAAAAACAGAAUAUGUAUACGUAAUGAAAGUAUUCUGAAAUCCAGUCUAAAACUAAUUGAAAAUUAUUUUAGGAUCUUAUUGAAAUGUACAAAUAGAUUAGUUUAUCCGGAAAUGCCUUAUAUAUGUAUUUAUGAAACAGCUUAUUUGCAUACAAAAUGCGAAGCAUUGUUUAGUAUUUUUUACUAAGUCCAUGUAUUAGAGUACAGUAGUUAAACAGUAGUAGGUAUUAUUUAGAUCAAACUAAAAAACAGCUAUAUUUUAUUCAAGUGAACUAUGUUAUGUUAUUUGUAUUUACCAAUAUAUAAAAAAAAUUUUAUUAAUAGAAUUUAAUGAUUUUAACAAAUUAAUGAACUAAAAACUAUAACGGUUUACCUACAUGAAACCAGAUUGACUAUAUGCAACAAAAUUAUUAUGUUUCUGCAUAUAGAACAAUGACACUAAAAGCUGAACUAUUUAGCAAUGAAUUUUUGAAUCAGCCUUGAAUUUUUACGAAUUUCUAUUAUUGAUGAAGAAAUAUGAAAAAUAUUUUAAAAAUUAAAGCAUUGAAAAUACACGUAUUUUUGUAUAAAUCAUGCAAUCUGUACGUACAAACUUUAGAAAUUAAAUAUUUUUCCAAUAUUCCCAUGAGCUUUGAAAUGAAUAUUUCUUGAAAAAUUUAUUGAAGACGAAAAAAUUCUCCAAAAUUUCAAAUUAGUUAAACCGUAUUGGCAAAAUUUAACUAUUGCUAAUAUAAAAAUAAUAUUGAUUAUUUUUAAGUACAGAAAAAGCGUCUUUAUCUCUAUUAGCUAUUUUAUUAACAAUUAUUAAAUUGAGUAAUUGAAAAAUCAAGAGUUAUUUGUUAAACUUGUUUUUGAACCUGACUUGUAUUCAAUCUACAUAUUAUAUCAUGUAAGCCAAAUAUUGUAUUUACAAUAUAAAAAUGAACAAAAGCCAAAACUUACAUUAAGAUUAGUAGAAAUUACAAAUUAUUUUUCCGUAUAUAAAAUGUAAUACUUUUUUCAACAUUGUGAUAUGCGCACAAACGAUUCCAACUAGAUGUUUUGUAAAUUUUUUUUAAUGUACAUGAUUAAAGUAUCAGUUAACUAAAAUAUGCUAACUAUUUAUGUAUUAACUGAUGAGCGAGGGUUAAGGCUGAUAAAAAUAAAUGAGCCAAUAAGCAUUUUACAUAUUUUUUACUUUUACAAAAUAUAUUUUAUUUAAAGUGUUGAUAUUAAGAAUAGAAUUAUUCUUAUUUAUCAAAUUUAAUAUUCCAGGUUAUUUUGUAAAUAGUGUUAGAAAAUCAUUUUAAUUUUAUCAUAAUGUCAAUUAUAAAUGAUUUAAUAUUUCUGUAUUUCAAUUAUUUGAAAACUGCCAUGAAAUUAAAAUGCGCUUUUCUAUUGGAAAUUUACUGUACUUUUUAAUGUUCAUCAUCACAAACUUUAUGAAUAUUAUUGCACGAUAGAAAAAUGUAAUAAUUUUAAAAUUAAAUGUUAAAUUAAUUUUGAAAAUUUUAUUAUUAUGUAUAGAAGAGUAUUAUUGAGUACUAUUAUAAGUAAUAUUUUUGGCAGAGCUUCCAUUUUCAUUGCGUUUUUUUUUGUUAUAUUCACUUUACGACUACAUUUUUAGAAUUAUUGUAAGCAAGUGCAAACGGAAUAGUAUAUGAUGAAUUGAUAAUUUAAUUGGCUUGUUAAAAAAUGAAAUUAUAAUAUCUGAUAAAAUUAUUGAAUGCAUACAGUUCUUCAAAUCAGUGCAAUGUAAUAACACGUACCUUUUUCUUGUUUGAAAAAUAUGAAGCAACUUUAUGCUUAAUUAAUUUCAUGGCUUAUUGUUAAUUUUUUAUACUUAACUGGAGAGUUAGCUUUUAGCUGCAAAUGGAGUGAUUCAUUUUAUAUGUUACAUAUUCAAUAAAUAAACGUGGAUUUUAAAAACCA
Trichogramma pretiosum is the source of this 5095-nucleotide messenger RNA. RefSeq names its product flocculation protein FLO11. Lineage: Eukaryota; Metazoa; Arthropoda; Insecta; Hymenoptera; Trichogrammatidae. The transcript has 10 exons. The coding region runs from base 564 to 2777 and encodes 737 amino acids. The record is from RefSeq and is a predicted model, not a curated record.